UGAGCGCCUAUUUAGCUGUCUAGGCGUGCGACGGAAAAAAGUUGAAGAUACGUGCGUGUCAUUGAAUCGUGAAGAUUGACGUGUAUGAGAGGAACCGCGGAAUCGAGUGAUGUUUAAUUCGGUUAUCAAAGAAAACAGUCAAAGCACGCGUUCGUGAUCCCAAGUGACGCGGUAUUUGUCGCUUGCACGCGGGCGGAAAGGGGAGAGAGGGAUGGUGGGUACGAAAGGAGACCCGAAUUUUUCACCUCAAGCAGAUGUGAUUGUCGUGAACGGAUUUUGCGUAUGCCUGAUCGAGAGUUCGCAUUCAGGAUACGUCGUGCAUGAUGAUACAGUGUUGUUAACCACAUCGUGAAUUCCAUUCGUGUGUUCCGCAAAGUGCUCGAUAUAUGUAUAAAGGGUGUGGGAAGAGGAGUGCGUUCUCUCGCAUCGACCUGGAAUGCUGCCGUGUUUUGAUGUGCCUACUAUUGCGCAUGAAAAAAUUCACCUGCCCUUGACAAUAGCCUAUUUAUCCGAACCAGACCGCCUUUAAACCGCGCUUACCAGUGAUAACAGGGGUUCAACCACCCACCUACGUGUGCAUCGCCUGUCCCACUCUCUUUUUCUCUACCUCUCUACGUAUUUCCUCUAAACGUACGAGCAAACAAGCAAGCGACCACAAGCGCGCGCGCGCGCGCUCUCGCUUGCUGCUGCUGCGUGUACACGUGAAAACACCCGCGUGUGUCUGUCUCUCAUUGUCAGUAGCAUCGUGUAUACAACCCUUUCUUUAUAUGUGCCCAUGCCUGUCUGUGUAUACGCGCCAACCAUUCUGGUCAACGUUAUAAAUUGUAUUAUUCGACGCGAUAAACAGGUGUACGUGCGGUUCUAUCCCGGAUCAAUGAUACUUCCAUUUUUCCGAGUAAUUUCCAAAUCAAAAUAUUUGCAAAUGCGAAAUAUGUAAAUGCUAGCGUAUACAGGCCGCUUCAGAUUCCAUGCAAUCUGUCGUCCUGGGAUACCACACGAACCUCGAACCGUGGCGGGCGAAAUUAGACGAAACCGCGUGACAGGUGGAACCCAACGAGAACCGUGAUCGCAGAAAUCUCGUCAAGAGGUACAUAGUUUCUAUGUUUACCGAGAAAUUCACUUUACGAAGAGUUGUUGAUUUUUCGUCGUGGAUUGGACUGUUUCUUAAUUCCGUGACUUUAGUAAACGUGGUUACUCGAUAAUAAUCGCAUGAAUCGCAUCGAAGAGGUCGACCCGUGCGACGCCCUUAGUACACAUUGAGUGCACAUGCACUAUGGUGGCGUGUUAUUGCUUAUUUACCCCCGACACGUGCUUUCACCAUUGGCUUGCUUCGAGUACAACGAUAUCGACGACGACAACCUCUCCACGUUAAAAGCAGAAAGGCUACACAUUGUUUAAGAAAGAAAAGAAAAAAAAACAGCAAAACGAGCGUGCAGUUUUACAGAAACGUUCUUUGAAUCUUCUUACGCCGAUAGAAGCAACGAUAUAUGAUUGUACCGAUUGAAAUAUCUAUAUGGUGUUGUUUCUCCAGUGCAAAAGUUGGAAGUGUGUCUUUCGAGUCGAGCUGCUGCUCUGACAACGUGGGUGGGAACAUGCAUUCUACCACAAUGAACUAUUGACAUAGUAUGUUUGGGCAUAGCAAAAUAUGCGUAACGAAUUGAUCAUCUAUACCAUUUAAAUGGUACAAUAUUACGCGUCGAUAGAGAAGACGCAAAAUUUUUGGCGACAACGGGCUUUUCGAUCGUCACUGCGCGAUGUCUUCGAGCAGAGGUUUAGUCUCCCCUUCAGGAGGUCCCGUUGUUCUCUCCGGUCACGUGAAGAAGCUAAAGACGCAGAAGAAAAAAUUCUUUGUACUGCGUGGCGAGGCACCAGGAUAUCCCGCGUGUCUCGAAUAUUACGAUAGCAAAAAGAAAUUUGAAAAUAGGCAACCGCCAAAGCGCAGCAUCUUGUUGAACAGCUGUUUCAAUAUUAAUAGACGCAUGGACACCAAACACAAACAUGUUAUCGCAUUGUAUACGAAAGACGAAUGCUUUUGCUUGAUUCUGGAGAGUGAGAAAGAAUUGGAUGAAUGGCUGAAAGCGAUGCUUUUACUUCAGAGCGGAGAUGUAGCUGAUGGAGAGCAACCUCGGCCUAUAUUUGAACAUGUAUGGCAAGUUACAAUGCAGAAAAAAGGACUAGGUGAACGAAAGAAUAUCCAUGGCCCCUAUAGGCUAUGUUUAACUGACCGAACAUUAAGCCUAGUGAAAAUCGGGGCAAAGGAUAAUUCAGACACUAUAGAAUUCCCUUUAAUUUGUAUCAGACGAUGUGGUUAUAUGGAACGUAUCUUCUACAUGGAAGUAGGUCGUUCAGCUGUUACUGGUGGUGGUGAAUUAUGGAUGGAAGCUGAAGACAAUAAUAUAGCAAAUAAUAUGCAUGCUGCUAUUAUAAAUUCUAUGAGCAAUUCUAGUUGCAAGAAAGAUGAUGUCGGGCCACGUGAAAGAAUUCGCAGUUCCUCUGCCACCGAAGCCAGCAAGCCAAUCGGUGUGCUGCAACGACAUGCUGGACAAAAAUUUCAUAAUUCGCCAUUAGAGGAACACAGGACGCACGAGGAGCAGGUGGAUCAACUUCAAGAACAGGAGCAGUCUAAUCAGACUCAGAGUACCUCUUCUUGCAAUACGAUCACGGUCGUUGCUGGUACCGGGGCUGGGACUGCUGGGAUUGCCUCGACUAAUAACAACUGUGCCACUACCACUAGACGUCGUCAUUCGGUAGCGAGUCAUCCCCAUUCCGUCAAUAAUUCCCAAUCCGUUCAUGUUACAACAAGUACAACUACAACAACCAUCACCACCACUAUUACCAUCACUACGACCGCUACCGUGACCACCACAACCACAACCGCGACAAUAUCCCAUCAGAGAACCUUGUCGCUGCCCUUAGCUGCCAUUAUCAAUCAAAUGCAAUCAUCUAAAAGAUCAGUUUUACGCUGUGCAAACGGGCGUGACAGAUGUGAUAGUUUACCAUCGAGGGCUCGUACCACCAGCGAGAGCCAUCCAGCAUCAAUGUUAAGUCAUCCUAGGAGUACUCUGAGACCGCAUUCUAUGUACGGAAAAGGCGCAUCCUACUCACCACCGAUCACUUCGAUGCCUAUCAGUCCUGCUUCCGGUGCAUGUUCCACAGACUCCGCGGGAUCAUCUCUCUCAAUGGACGAUGGUGGCGAAAAUGUGUUGGAAGAGGGUACCGUUUCGAGAUAUGGUCAUUCUUUAACGCCUGACGAACCUGUUAUUCUGGAGGAGAAUGGCGACGAUUAUGCUCCGUGGUCCACGUCGCAUUCGCAUCAUAAAUAUUCGCCAAAUUUCAAGUCGCAUUCUCCUUCUCAGCAAAGUUCCUAUAUAGAAAUGUGCAGCCCUUUUGGAUCAAGUCCUGGGCGCAGCGGAGGUUACAUGCCAAUGAGUUCAGGAACAGGAUAUUCGCAUUCACGAGGGUCUUCCCUUGUAGAAGAAUCAAACACUCUACCAGAAGGUUACGUACCUAUGGCACCCGUUGGAGACAACGGAUACGUCGACAUGGAUCCUUCGCAUAAUCACAAUGGCCAUUUUGCCGAUGAUCUGUCGCAUGGUGGCAGUAGUUGUUCCGUUACAUCUGGUACACCCAGUACAGAUUUGCGUUUCUCUGAGUAUCAUUUAGACAAAGUGACGAGUUUUCUUCCAUCCGGAGAGGAUUUGCAAGCUAGACCAGCAAGAGCCUAUUCCAUUGGGUCUCGGCCAGAACCUGUAAACAGGCAUCGCAAAAAUAGGUUGGACAUUACUCAACAAGAAGCUAGCCGAGUACGAGCGUUCUCUGUAGGCAGCAGAUCUAAGAGACCUGAAAUUGGCAGGUUAGCGAAUGUAGUCACUGCAGCGUUACCAGUUGGUUGUGAAAGCUCGAGUUCCAAUAAAUCAAACUCGGCGCCAUUGUUAUCGAGUUCUUGGGGACACAAUUCCGGUUGCUCUGUAACUUCCGAACGAAUGGAGGACCUAAUGGAAUUGGACUUCACGAAACCCAAUAUUUCUGCAACCUUCAAUUCACCACCUUCGUCUUAUUCGCAGUCGCAAUCUCAGUCGCAUUCGUAUUCUACUGCCACCGACACCAGUUCCUACGUUGAUAUGUCUCCUGGACAACCGCCGUCGUCGACCACUGCCUCGUACGUCGAUAUGAGCCGCAUAAAUAAGAUUAAUCGUAAUAACAAUAACAAUACAAUCACUGCCAAUCAGAAUCAUAGUCACAUUCAUGUAUCGUCCUCUGCUUCCAUACAUAAACCUGUAAUUACUACUUUGAAACCGGUGGAAGAAGCAGAAGGACCAUACAUGAGAAUGGAUGGUGUAAUGGAGGAUUGGUCACAAUCCGAUACAAGUCCUAAGCAAAUUGCAUCGCCUAUGCAAGAAGAGUGUGUGCAAUCGAACGGACCGCCAGGAGCCACGAGAACAGCACCGGUCGAUCUUCCACGGCGCCCACCUGCCGACUAUGUUGAUAUGAGUUUUAAAUCAAGAACAAGUUUAGAACAAGACUAUAUGAAUAUGAAUAUGAACAGUCGAAACAAUCGUAAACCAAUAGCGACGCGAGCGGGUAGUCAAAAGGAGAAGUCUCGUUCGCAGCCAAUCGCGAUUCAAGCGGGAAAUAAACCUAUAAAAACGCCUAGUUUCUUACCACUAAACGGAAGUCCGGAAUCAGAAAGUUUAGCAAGUACACCGGCGUCGCCGCCACGGGCAACUCCAACAGGUUCCUCAGCGACUAUUUUCCCUUUUUCCUUGAACAGCCCGCAAUCACCCGAGAAAUCGUUCACUCACCAAAAGGAUACCGACAAAUCUUCAGAGCUGAAUAUGACUUCUAAACGCAGUAACGAUCGUACAAUGGCAGAAACCACAAAUAGUAGAGUUAGCACGAUCAAUUCUAUCUCUGUAACGGAGGCGAAUAAAACCUUGGCGAAAAUAAUUAACGAUAGACCGUCUAGUCCUACAGGGAAAGAUAGUCAAGUUAGUCGCGUGAUAUCAAACAACUCAUUGACCUUGCAAGAUAAUACGUUGAACGCUAUAACAAAGAAGUUUCCCGAUUUGAACGUAUCAAAACCACGUUUAAUCACUGCGUCUCCAAACACCAGUCCGACGUUGCCUGGCUUUAAGCCAACCGUUGAAAAGCGGGCCUCGUCUCCCAAAUUGCUAGACGAGACGCCCACACCUACACCUACCGCUAUGCCAAGCCCCUUAGAAAAGAAUUUCGUGCAAAUUGAUGCGGAAAUUUUGCACUACGCUAGUCUAGAUCUUCCUGAGGUUGCUAACGUGGCACCUAUUUCGUCAGCAUCCCAAGAAGGCUUCAAUUACGCUGAAAUCGAUUUCACUAAACUUAAAUAAAACUAGGCUGUCAUUAUUUUAAAUGUACGAGUGGUGGCAUUGAUGUAACACGCGUGUGGGUCAGGUGUUGUAAAAUGCUGUAUUGACUUUUUUUUUUUUUUUUGACGAGUAUAAACAGGACAAUCGAUCGUUCUAACAUUGGUCGAGCUAAACUAAUAAAAAAUUAAUUGGUUCGGAGUGCUGGAUGUAAAGUAAUGUAGAUAGGGAAAUUUUAUUAUUUAGUUCUAAACUUUGAGUUGAAAUCGCUUUAUUUUUCGUACGCUUCUGACUUAAAAAAAAAAAGCGAAAGUUUACUGGUUAUACUUUAUUUUCUUAUUUAACAUUAUAACGAUUAUAUUAUGUUAAAAUAUUGUUGUAAAUUGAUAUCACCUUUCGAGUUCGAGAACAGGAGGGUCUAAUUGUUUUCUCUGUUUUUCUUUCUCUUUUUUAUACUUACCAUUUUUUUCGACGAAGUGCAUGAAUAUUAAGUAUGAGAUUGAAACUACCUUGUUUCAGUUGCUCUGCAAGCAAACGUUGUAAGUAGUAUUAUCUCACGUUAUAAAAAUAUAUACAUGUAUAAAACAAGUAAUCUAUUGAGAAAAAAAGAAAAGGAGUACUAUUUAUCGGUGGUUUUAAAUCUAUUUCUAGAUAUUAUGGCGACUAACUUAAUGUUAUUACUAAUCACGUUGAUUUUUGUUAAUUUGAUUGGAUUCUUCCAACAAUGUGCAAUGAUACACUACCAAAAACAUAAUUAUUACGUGCGAGCUAGCAAAUAUGGCAUUGUUUCCUCAUCACGAGGAAAUCAUUUAUCGUUCGCCAAUGUUGGAUCGAUGCUAAAUUACUGGUAACUUGUACUUCAGGCAAGUGUACGUCGUUUACAAUGAACAUAUAUUAUACGUAUUAUCACGCUUUUUCAUAUGAAUUAUGAAUUACUGAAAUAUCGUUUCACACAAUAUUUUCACAUUCUUGUACAUUUAAAUGUGAAUGUGCGGGCGCGCGUGCGCACGUAUAUAUUACACGUUCAUUCAGACAUAUACGCAUACACGUACGCAUUUACAGAUUACUCUGUAAAGGAUUAUACAAGACACGGUAUCCACUGGAAAGAGAGAUGAUUGAUUGUGUAAAAAUAAAUUAAAAAUCAGUCUUAACGAGACGUUGUUGCUGAAAAAUAGAAAAGGAAAAAUGUUUCUUAAUACUACCGAUAUUUUAUGAGUUCGAUUUUAAUGACAUAUUUCUCCUCGCAUACAAUUUAAGGAUAGUUCAGAUAUAAAUUAUAUCAUAUCGUGUAUAUAUGCAUACAUAUGCAUUGUCAAAAUAAUGUUAUAAAUAUAUACAUAUGUGGAAAUAUGUAUUAUAUUAUAUAUAUAACAUAAUAUACAUCAAUAUAUAGAAAUAUGUUCAUAUAUAUGAUAUAUUAUACAUAUAUUAAUGAAUAAUACGUAUAUUAAUGAUGAUUAAAGCAGUGUAUAUUGCUGUUCUUCAUUAUGUGAUACUUAUACGUGUGCAUAUGUAUAUGUAUAUAUAUAUAUAUAUACAUACAUAUAAUAGUAUGUGUAUAUAUAUAUAUAUAUAUAUAUAAAGUAAAUCCUUCGAACGCUCCUCUGAAGGUUCUCGAGAUAAAACAAAUGACACGUUGAUUGUAUUAUUGUAUAAUAAUGUUGUUGUAACAUGUACAUUGUUCGAUUUAAGAUUAUUAUUUGACUGACAUUAGUUGAACACUAAGUUUUUAUUUAGAAAGAAAAAACGAAGCAUACGCGAGAUCUUUUUUUGUUGCAGAUUAACACAAUGUCCGUCCAAAUGAAAUAGAUCGCGUUUUAAUAGCGUCUUAGUUUCCUGGUAAAGGAAGUUUUGUUUGAUUUAAUAAUUAACAUGUAAAUAUAAACUCUUUUGCAAAUUAUAAACUUGAGAACUUUAUUGUUUUAUAAUCAUAGAUUUUUCUUUUAUUUUGUUUUUCUUUACUAUUUAUUUCGCUUAAUUUUAUUGAAAUUUCUGAAAUAAUCGGCUAGUGAUAUCGAAUGUAUAAAGGACAGGGAAAUCAAAAUAGGAAAGUUGAACUUUUAUUUAUUUAUAAACGUAUUAUUACGAGUUAUAUUCGAGUGAGAAAUUAUUAUUUUUGUAUUAGAAAACAGUAUUUAUUUUUCGUUGGAGAAAAUUACAUUUCUUUCAGCUUUUUCUUUUUGUCGGGAAAAUUAAUUUGUCAAUUAAUAAAUUAAGUACCUAAUCACUAAUCACGUAUGGUUUAUAGUAUUAUACCUUAAGAAGGAAACGAUAAUUUUAGGUGUAUUAUAAAUAAUUAUCUUAAUGGCUAUCUCUUAUAAUAGAUUGUUUAAUAUACUUAUUUUAUUUAUUUCGUUACUUGAAAACUUUUAAUAUUUACUGUCAAUUGGUAUGCCGGGAUUUAUUUUAAUAAUCAAGUAAGUUCGCUGACAAAAUAUAUGUCAUAAAUGAAGGAAACAUGAUCACACGUAACGGUGUACAUCCUUGACGUUUUUUAAAUCAUAUUUUUAUUUUUGAUACUUUAAUGCCGAUUCAAAAAUGGAGCUUGUUAACCAAAAAUUACUCUAUAAUCCAUUUGUUUUUCAAUUAAAAUGAACAUUGUGUUAUCUAGUGCUAAAAUUUGGGGAAUGUUGAUUCCUUAAUAUAUAGAUGUACAUUACGAAAAGAUGUAUAAAUAUGGGGAAAGUAAUGUUGAUUUGAAUGUACAUAUAAAAUUUAAAUAUAAUAUCUAAUAAUAAGUAUUUUACUGACACAUUAAA
Bombus pyrosoma is the source of this 8098-nucleotide messenger RNA. RefSeq names its product insulin receptor substrate 1 (gene chico). The record is from RefSeq and is a predicted model, not a curated record. Gene Ontology annotation, cellular component: cytosol; plasma membrane. Gene Ontology annotation, biological process: insulin receptor signaling pathway. The coding region runs from base 1755 to 5363 and encodes 1202 amino acids. NCBI's taxonomy places the organism in Eukaryota, Metazoa, Arthropoda, Insecta, Hymenoptera, Apidae. The transcript is spliced from 10 exons. Gene Ontology annotation, molecular function: insulin receptor binding; phosphatidylinositol 3-kinase binding.